Molecule: messenger RNA, 861 nt
Organism: Cololabis saira (Pacific saury)
Lineage: Eukaryota; Metazoa; Chordata; Actinopteri; Beloniformes; Belonidae
Product: small ribosomal subunit protein eS19
Exons: 6
Coding region: 106-564 (152 amino acids)
Biological process (GO): translation; ribosomal small subunit assembly
Cellular component (GO): cytosolic small ribosomal subunit; ribosome
Molecular function (GO): RNA binding; structural constituent of ribosome
Source: RefSeq, a predicted model, not a curated record
CCUCCAUCAUUCAUCAGCAUCCUCUCCUUCCAUGCUCUUCCUCCGUCUAAACCGGGACGACUCUCCCAACCCUGCUCUGGACACACGGCUUUACAGGACAGAAGAAUGCCCAGUGUAACGGUAAAGGAUGUCAACCAACAGGAGUUCGUCAAGGCUCUGUCAGCAUUCCUUAAGAAGUCUGGUAAACUGAAGGUCCCAGAGUGGGUGGACACAGUGAAGCUGGCCAGACACAAGGAGCUGGCUCCCUGUGACGACAACUGGUUUUACACCAGAGCAGCAUCUACAGCGCGCCACCUGUACCUGCGAGGAGGUGUGGGUGUGGGCUCCAUGAUCAAGAUCUACGGAGGCCGCCAGAGGAACGGCGUCUGCCCGGCUCACUUCAGCGUGGGCUCCAGGAACGUGGCCAGGAAGGUCCUCCAAGCCCUGGAGGGUCUGAAGAUGGUGGAGAAGGACCCCAAUGGCGGUCGCAGACUUACUCCUCAGGGCCAGAGAGAUCUAGACAGGAUUGCUGGUCAGGUCGCCUCAGCAAACAAGAAGCAGCGAAGUCUACAGAGCUCUAUCUGAAGAAAAGCAUGCAGAGCAUACACGCAAGUAAAAGGCAGGCAUCUUUCACUGCUUAUUUACUCAAGUUUGCUUGCCUCCCAUCUCAAUUCAGUGCCCACAGUAAACAGGGACUAAAGAAUGUUCAUAGAGAUGCAUGAGUCCAUAGCAUGCUGCAGUACUUAUGGAAUAUUAUACAUGAAUGUUUUGCAAGUUUUUCUGUACACAAAAACAUAGAUAAUGCAGUAUUAACAAGCAAGAGCAUGUUAGUGUUGUUGGCCAAAGCAAAGCUGUUGAAAAACAUGAUAAUAAAAAUGUAAA